AUGGCAAAUGAGAUUGCCAAGGCUCAGGUCACCCGGCCUGGUGACAACACGAUCUUCGGGAAGAUCAUCCACAAGGGAAUCCCCACCAAAAUCAUUUUUGAGGAUGACCAAAGUCUUGCUUUCCAUGAUAUUUCCUCUCAAGCACCAACACAUUUUCUGGUGAUACCCAAGAAACAUACGUCCCAGAUUUCUGAAGCAGAAGAUGAUGAUGAAAGUCUUCUUGGAAAAGUAAUGAUUGUUGGCAAGAAAUGUGCUGCUGAUCUGGGCCCGAAGAAGGGUUAUCGAAUGGUGGUGAAUGAAGGUUCAGAUGGGGAACAAUCUGUCUAUCAUGGUCAUCUCCAUGUUCUAGCUGGUCAGCAGAUGAAUUGGCCUCCUGGUUAA
Tupaia belangeri chinensis (Chinese tree shrew) is the source of this 381-nucleotide messenger RNA. RefSeq names its product histidine triad nucleotide-binding protein 1. Gene Ontology annotation, molecular function: catalytic activity. The coding region runs from base 1 to 381 and encodes 126 amino acids. The record is from RefSeq and is a predicted model, not a curated record. The transcript has a single exon. Lineage: Eukaryota; Metazoa; Chordata; Mammalia; Scandentia; Tupaiidae.